This is a messenger RNA of Coniophora puteana RWD-64-598 SS2, 3019 nucleotides long. Its product is annotated as MFS general substrate transporter. Lineage: Eukaryota; Fungi; Basidiomycota; Agaricomycetes; Boletales; Coniophoraceae. Bases 66 to 1550 code for a protein of 494 amino acids. Gene Ontology annotation, cellular component: membrane. Gene Ontology annotation, molecular function: transmembrane transporter activity. Gene Ontology annotation, biological process: transmembrane transport. The record is from RefSeq and is a predicted model, not a curated record. The transcript is spliced from 14 exons.
CCGGAACCUAAGUCCUCUUUCUUCAGGACGUCCACAUUCCUCAGAACUCCAGAGCUCAGAAAGAGAUGGCCAUUAACGAAAAGUCUCCCAGUCCAGCCCCAGCGAUAGUCGAGUCCGAGCCUGCGACGCGCUGUGGGUCGAACACGCCAGGCCUAGCAGCAACUAGCAGCAACAAUGGCGAGAAGCCUAUCGCACAUGCAAGCCUCGAGGAGAGGGCGGGUGCUCUAGCGGUCCCGCCUCCGUCAGGGACAACGAGCAGCAGGUAUAGAUGGCUCGUGCAUGUGCAGUUCUUUGCGUGCUGCUGGGCGAUGGUGGUGGCUGGAUGGAACGAUGGAAGUACGGGCCCGCUGCUGCCACGGAUACAGGAGGUGUAUGGGGUCAACUAUACCAUCGUAUCCUUGGUUUGGGUAUUUGCGUGCGUGGGAUUCCUCACUGGCGCUAUCGCCAACAUGUUUCUCGAGCCACGCUUCGGUUUUGGAAAGACCAUCUUCAUUGGCGCUUGCUUCCAGUUUGUGGGGUACGCCAUUGAAUCAGCAGCACUCCCUUUCCCCGCGUUUGUCCUCGGAUACGCCAUUAAUGGCGUCGGCAUGGCUCUACAGGAUGCACAAGCGAACGGCUACGUGUCCAACCUCCCAAAUUCGUCCACCAAGAUGUCGUUCCUACACGCUGCGUAUGGCUUAGGAGCCUUGGCAUCCCCAUUAGCUGCUACACAGUUCGCUCAGCUCCCCCACUGGUCAUUUCACUUUCUCAUUUCCUUCGGCGUCGCGCUUCUGGAUGCUAUCAUCCUCGCCGCUGUCUUCCGCUUCAAGACUCAUGAUGAAUGCCUGGCCGCCAUCGGUCAGGUCAGACACCUGGACGAGCCGUCAGAGAAAAAUGACGAUUCGGGCAGCGAGACCGAGAAGAGCCACUUCCGCAAGGUGAUGACGCUCAAGGAGACGCAUCUUAUGGCUGUGUUCAUCCUCGUCUACGUCGGCGUGGAGGUCACCGUAGGAGGCUGGACAGUGACGUACGUCAUCAACGAGCGCAACGGUGGCCCGUCAUCGGGAUACAUCUCCACGGGCUUUUUCGGAGGUCUAACGCUCGGUCGCAUGGGGCUCAUAUGGGCGAACAACAAGAUCGGCGAGCGCAAGGCACUCGUGAUUUACGCAGCCUUGGCCAUCGGGCUGGAGCUGGUCGUGUGGCUCGUGCACUCGCUCGUGGGCGAUGCCAUCGCAGUCUCCUUUGUCGGCUUCUUCCUCGGCCCCAUGUACCCCAUCGCGAUGAACGUCUGCGGGCGGAUCAUCCCACCCUCGCUCUUGACAGGCUCAAUCGGAUGGAUCGCGGGUCUCGGACAGGCAGGCUCCGCGCUGUUCCCGUUCAUCACGGGCGCCAUCUCGAACAAGGCGGGCAUCGAGAGUUUGCAGCCCAUUGUCGUCGCGAUGAUGGCGUUCACCAUCGGCCUGUGGAUCUGCGUCCCGCGGGACAAGGUGCGCACUGCGUCUCCGUCCUCGUCAUCACCAGAGGGAGCAGGCGCGAUUCCGCCGCCGCCGAGGCCCGUGGUGAAUGUAUGAGAGGAGGGAGAUGCAGCUGGGUACGUAUAUACGGUAGAUAGAUUCGAAUGCUUUGUCAAUAUGCUUUCCUAGUGCUAGAUCGUACAAUAAUGAGUUGGUGGAACAACCAUCCAGUAGUGUGAAACGAUCGAGCAUAGAGCGAACAACAUAUAGCAAACAGCUUGAAAGAAGAGUAUCACAUUGCCUACUUAUAUGCAUCUCAUCCUAAAUGAUACUGUCAUGUUAUCGACGCGUUUACAGGAUCGUAUACUGCCCGUACGUAUGCAGAGAUCCGCAAUGUAUGGUGUCUAUGAUAACCUCCCCUCCGGGUUCCCCAGCCGCCGCUCCGAGCAACCGAAGAGCACACGCACACAGUAAAUCACCGCUUCUUCGUACUGCUCCUCGUCGCCCGCCCCGGCGUCGGCGGCAUCCCCGACGCCGAGCUCGUCCGCGCGCUCUUCCUCUUCCUCUCCGACUGCGGCAUCGGCGGCUGCACCCCCAGCGAGUGCCGCUGCCUCACGGGGCUCGCGGGCUCGGGCGACAUGCCCAGGCUCUCGACGCUCGAUGCGGCCGAGAGCCGCGAGGAUCGUCGUGCGGGUUUCUUGCCUGUUCCCGUGGGCAUCGGGACGUCGUCGGUCCCUCCUCCGGCGCUGCUGCUGCCUAGAGAAGUCCGUGCGUUGGACGACGCGGAAGAGCGUCUGCGCGACACGCGACGCCCAUGCCCGGCGCCGGCGCCGGCACCCGGGAGCGGCGGAACUUCGUCCGCGUCUUCGCCUUCGCCUUCUCCAGCGCUCAGGUCAGUCAAGUCGGAGCCUGCACCUGCACCUACACCGCCCCACCCGCGUUCGUGCUCAUCGUCGUCCUGCUCGUCGACAUCAAACAGCGAGCCAGGUAUACUCUUCUUGAGAUCACCCCCGCGCAGCUCGCCGCGCGCGCCCCGGGUGGGACGACCGGGUGUCGACCCCGGUGGCGCAAGAGGCAGCGCAGCCGGAGUGUUGGCGCGGGAAGAGCGCUCGCGGCUCCGUCUCGCGCGUGCGGCGGCAGCCGGGGACUCUGGGUCGCUUGGGUCGAGGUCGAGGUCACCGUGGUCGUGGUCGUCGGCGUCGGGGAAGAACGCGCCGGGCGGAGCGCGUACGCGCGGUUUUUGCUUCUUCUCCUUCUCCUUCUCCUUGUCUUUUUCCCUUCCCCCGUCCCUUUCUUUCUCCGUCGUCUUUCCCCUCCUCUCCCCUGUAGACUUGCGCGUCUUCUUCGCGCGCCCUGGCGACGCCCGCUGUUGCUGCUGCUGAGCAACCAUCGGCGCACCCCCAAACACCGAGAAAGAGAGACUCUUAUCCGCCUCUCCUGCGCCCUUCUGAACCCCCCCUCGACUUUCCUCGUCGUCCAUCUCGCUAUCGCCCUCCCCAUCGCGGCCCUCGCCCAUCGCGACAUCAUCCUGCCCCCCAUCACGAGUCGGACUCACGCUCCCACUAAGCGGCACCGAAAACUCCGUG